This is a messenger RNA of Grus americana (Whooping crane), 14191 nucleotides long. RefSeq names its product cyclin L2 (gene CCNL2). The transcript is spliced from 10 exons. Bases 3384 to 4289 code for a protein of 301 amino acids. Gene Ontology annotation, molecular function: cyclin-dependent protein serine/threonine kinase regulator activity. Gene Ontology annotation, cellular component: nucleus. Lineage: Eukaryota; Metazoa; Chordata; Aves; Gruiformes; Gruidae. The record is from RefSeq and is a predicted model, not a curated record. Gene Ontology annotation, biological process: regulation of transcription by RNA polymerase II.
CAUGUGUCAAUGGCCUGUGUUCAUCUGGCAUCCAAAAUUGAAGAAGCACCAAGACGCAUAAGGGAUGUAAUUAACGUGUUCCAUCGCCUUAGACAUCUACGGGGAAAAAAGGAACAUCUUGAAGAGAUCUCAUGAAGGAGAAAAAAAACCUGUGCCUCUAAUACUGGAUCAAGAAUAUGUGAACUUGAAGAAUCAAAUUAUUAAGGCAGAAAGAAGAGUGUUAAAGGAGUUGGGAUUUUGCGUUCAUGUAAAGCACCCUCAUAAGGUUUGUACUGUAUAAGUUAACUUUAUAAUCAGUGUUUCAUAUGCUAUAAAUGCUUUGAGUAAGUAGACUGCCUAACUGCAUGAAAGCUGUAUAGAUGGUAUGUGGUAACACUAGUUAUUUCAGUAAAGCUAGCUUCUUAUGAUCCCGAUGUCUUCUUUCUCAUUUAAGAGAUUCUUACUAGUUGGUCUUGUAUCGCUGCUGAAUGACGACUGGAGGUGGAUGCAGAUGCUAAGUAAUCCUUGAAGUCAAAUUAUAUAAGUAGGUAGCUUUGGUGUUACAAAAGGUCAACUAAACAUAAAUUCUUGCACAGAAAGGAAUUUGGAGACCUAGGGUUGUGAUAUCCUAUUGUCAGAAACACUGCAUGUCAUGAUCGCUCCUUGUGGAAACGUGCUGAGGUUGUUAAACCCGUAUGAGCUACUUAGCAGUGUUUCUUAUGUUCUGAAAAGUAUGCUCAGGUGUGAAGGGCUUGACUAGAAACGAGACCGUUCUCAAUAUUUAAGUACCACAUGUCAGACUAGGAUGAUACUUGGAAGAUGUAACUACUGCAGAUGUUUUAAGUUGGCGCUUUAGUAGCAUUAACGUUAGGCGUUAAGUAGCUAUGUGUGGUAAAAGAACCUCCUACUCCUGUGCCCACAAAACUUGGGAUCUUGCUCUUUCUUCCUCUUAAAAACUACUGCUGUAUUAGGGUCUUCUUUUUAAGCCUGUUUGACUUUCAGAACUCACUCAUGUUGUAAGUACCCCAGAGGACAAUUGUACUUAUUUGUUAAUUAUGUAUGAUUUUUUACUAUUAGAGUAGUCUUUUUAUCUGCAUCCUUGUUUUCAUUUCAUACCUAAGAGAAAAAGCUAGACCUGAGUAAACCAGUGACACACAACAUGUUAGAUCUGUUUUCUGCAAAUACUGUCAUACUUCUGUUACUGCUUAUUGCAGCUAGCAAUAUUUUCUCCCAAGUUACAGCUAAAAAGGAAUCGUGAAUUGUAUAGGAGAACAUACCUAGCUUGAAAACAGUUGAAGACGAGACAUCUAGAUGAAUAGCAUGAUGACUGAGCUCAGAAGAUGGAGAGCUAGGAAGGUCAGAUCUGGUUGAGUGUCAACUCAUGCAGACUUUUGCAUUGGAGAGCAAAAGCUGUGUGGAUAAACACUGGGGAUGUUGCAAAUGCUCUCUCACGUGGAGUGUGUUAGAACUUGAAAGAGAAUAACAGAUGCCUCAUGGAUGUCCCUCUGAAAUAAAUAGGUGGCUCUCAAGAUUCUUGUUAAUAACUCAAUAACCCAUAUCUUCCAGAUAAUCGUUAUGUACCUUCAGGUAUUAGAAUGUGAACGUAACCAACACCUGGUCCAGACUUCAUGGGUAGCCUCUGAGGGUAAGUGACUAAGACUUCUCCUCUGCUGCCCAAGCGCUAUGGUGCAGGGAUAGCUGCCGUCUUCAGUCAAACCAAAGCAGGCUCUACAAAGAGAAGGCUGACUCUAGACAGGUGGUAUAUACAUGAUAGUAUAGUAACUGGCCAACUGCUUCUUGUGCUUAUACUUUUUGACUUUAACUGUGCAUUUUGACUGUUGUAUAUUUUAUAACCUGAUUGUUGAAGUUCUGAAAGAUUUUUAAUGUUAUAUUUCUAUAACUGUUAAAAUGAUGUAUUCUUAAAUGAUAAAGCAAAUUAAGGUGGGAUUUCAGUCUUAAAGGGAUGAAUUAAUACAACAGAAACUGAAAUCUAGUUUCCAUUUGUAAACUAGUUAGAAAACAUUUGAGUAGAUGUGUGAAGCUUGGAGUCAAAUGUAAUACUUAGGACUUAGAGAAACUUCCUGCUACCAGAUUUCCCAGGACCACUGCAUGAAGUACUCAAAUAUGGGUUACGGACUACUCAUUACCACUUUUCUACUUGUUAUGAAAGGAGGAGUAGGUGAGGAGGAGGGAGGAAAUUACCCAGUUGAGAAAUGGUUCAAAUGUUAAAAUAACGUAUUUGUGUACUGAUGCUUGUUGCUUCCAGUACCUGAAAGCUGGUAGAUAUCCAGUAUAAUUGUUUUUUGAAAUGUGCGUUUUUACAUCAUCAUUAACUUUUUCUUAAAAUAUUGUGACAAGGAUUCAUUUCCUCAUGUGUCUGAUUCUGAGCCCACAGGGAAAAUACGCAGAGGCCAAACUUGGAAGCAGGCAUGUUUUUCAAUUUGGCAAAUUAGAAAAAGGCUGUAUGAUUUCCAGAUGCUUGAAGUACCACUUAUGUUUAUCACUUCUUUUGCCAAAAGGUUUGUGCUCUCUUUGUAGUUGGGCAAGAAGAGUAGGUUUUGAAGUUCCUUCCUUUCUUUCAGAAGGAUGAACUGAUGUUUAGCAUUGCUUCUCUGGGAUAGCAGUUGCUUUUUGCAUAAAAAAGAAUGUAAGACAGCUGGGGCAGAUGGGAAUUGAUACUCUUGGGAUUCAAGUUCCUUUUGUCUGUUCCGUGUAAACUACUUACAAGUGCCCGGACUGUGGUCUCUGGUUUGGAUGUCUUGGGGGUUAGUGAAUCCUUGUAUACUGGGUACCCACAUGAUUAAUUACUAAUUUCAGAAAGUGUAUUAUUUUGAGGACUUUCUAUUGUGUCUGGUUUUAGCUUUUCCCCAUCUGAUACUUUGCUUGACAUACGUGCUUAGAAAUCUAGAUCUUUUUUAAGCGUAUCAGCUGACAGAUUCAGAGGAAGUUACUUUGUGUAUUUAAGAUUUAGAAGAAUAAUACUUAAGUGUACUGACUGGAAUGUAUGCAAUAUUUUACAGUUUUCUCAUUCUGUGAAUAUUCAUUUUAAGCAACCUUACUGAAAUGGGACAAUUUGGAAACCGUAUUUCAUGUGCCAAAGAGGAGAUCUGCCUGAAUACUGAGUAUUCUCCUGAAUUGAUGUUCCCAAACACCCUGGUUUCUUCUAUGGCUACUUUUUGCAUCAAAAAGAAUUCUGUUCUGGAUGGAAAAUAACACUUUGGAAGGAAAAGGGACCCCUUAAAUCUCCAGUGGAAGCUGACGCGUGCUGAAGUGGACUGCAUUUUCAUGGGAGAAUUACUACAGGAGCUGCAGCUUUCAGCAAACCAUCUGGGCUCAGCCCUAUUGCAGAGAAACAUGUGAACCUAAAAGUCUAUAACUGAGUACUUCAGAUUAUAUUGAAUUACAUGAAUGAUAGCCUGAGAACAGAUGUCUUUGUAAGAUUCCAGCCAGAAAGCAUUGCCUGUGCGUGUAUUUACCUUGCAGCUAGGACGCUGGAGAUUCCACUUCCUAAUCGUCCACACUGGUUUUUACUCUUUGGAGCAACAGAGGAGGAGAUUCAAGAAAUCUGCGUAAAAAUUUUGCAACUGUAUACUCGGAAAAAGGUCGAUUUAUCUGAUCUGGAAAGUAAAGUAGAGAAGAAGAAAUUGGCUAUUGAGGAGGCAAAAGCACAAGCUAAAGGUCUAGUACCUGAGGGAGCCCCAAGUUUGGAUAACACAUCAGGAUUUUCCCCUGUACCAAAAAAUGAGUCUCCAAAGGAGGUUAAAGGAAAUAAACCUUCACCACUACCUGUUCAGGCAAUGAAGAACGCUAAAAGGAAAACAGAGGGAGCAAAAAGAAUGAGUUCAAAUAGCCCAGUAAACGGUGUUCAGAAAGGAAGAGAAAGCAGAAGUCGAAGUGGAAGUAGAGAUCAAAGUUACUCAAGAUCUCCAUCCAGAUCCGCAUCCCCUAAGCACAGGAAAAGUGAAAGUUACUCCACAUCAAGUGGUUCCAAAUCCCACAGCCGUUCUAGGAGCCGCAGUGACUCUCCUCCAAGACAGUUCAACCACAGUUCUAGCUACAAAGGUUCCAAGGUGAGAAGUUACAAGAAAUCAAAAGACUACAAGUACUCAACACACAAACCACGGAAAUCACGCAGCAGGAGUUCGUCACGUUCCAGGAGCCGAUCCCGGGAGCGCUCUGACCAUUCGGGGAAGUACAAGAAGAAGAGUCACUACUACAGAAAUCACAGGCAUGAGCGUUCGCGCUCCUAUGAGCGAGCAAGUCAUCGCUAUGACCGAGACCAUCCUGGCCACAGCAGGCAUAGGCGAUGAAUAAAGCAAAGUUCUUUCCUUUGGAAUUAAAGCAGUGGAGCUCUUCCCCAUUUGGUCUUUGCAGUAUAGGGUUAACCUGGCUUGUAAACCACCUAGCUUGAGUAAUGUCCAUUCUGCUGGCAGUUCUGUACUUACUAUCAUGAAUCCAAAGGAAAGAGACAAACAGGACAGGAUGAUGCGAAAGACUUAAUCGGGUAAAUGUCUUGGUGACUGUUCUGCUGGAGUGUCACCUAGUAACACUGCAGAACUUGUCUUUGGAUGCUCCUAUGCCUGCUCUUUAGUAAUUUGCAUACUGUAGUGCAGUGGAGUGUUAUUUGGGACUUCCAGUUCUGCAAACAGGACCUCCACUGCUCAGUAGUCAGAAUACUGUGCUGAACAGUCCUUCCCUGUGGAACUAGAAGGCUCAAGACAGUUUGUAAAAACCAUUGGAGUGGCUUGGUGCUAACAAAGCUGUCUUUUCAUACUGACUCAAUUAUGUUGUACAAAUGUAAGGUGACUUUUUUAGAACUGUUGCCUAUAUUAGGUUAUAUAUGUGUAUAUAUAUUUUGCAGUGUUACAGUACAGUAUGGGAAUAUGGCCUUACUAGCCUUUACACUUUAUCCACAAUGUAAAUAAGCAUUUGUUUAAUACAGGUGGAAGAUAUAUACAGAAAAUUCAAAACUUGAAUUCUAUCAAAAGACUUGUGUAGAAAAUUCUGAUAAAUGUGAAAGUAUUUAGCUCUGUGUAUUGAGAGUAGUAUAUUUUUAUCUGUGCAAUGCUGUGUGCAGGCCACCAGCUCAUAAGACAUUUCCUAUAUAUUCAUUUUAAGUGGUUUGAAAUUCUUUACUCAGGAUCUUUGACACUCUGAAGAAUUAGUAGUUUGUCAAUCUGCAUGCUUGUUGAAGAACAGAGCAUUUAAAAAAAAAAAAAAUAGCAAAACCCCACAGCCCAGUAGUAUCAGUUCUAGUGGUAUAUCUGAGCUGUUACUCUCAUGCUCCCUAAUUUCAUUAAAGUAUUUGAUUUUCUAUUAAAUUUACUUGAUAGUAGUUUCUUAUGAGCUAUACCACUGUGCCUACUCAUAAGGAAAGAAAUUUGGUGCUGAAUGAAGAGAUUGUCAAAUUGUAGUAGAUCUAAUACUAGCCUCAUUUGUCACACCCUGAGUAUAGGUAUAGUAGCUGUCAUGCUGGGCUCAUCCUGGGGGAGUAGGCUGGUGUGCUGUGUGAAAUAGGGUGCUGUUACUCAGGCCUUUCAUGCUCUAUGAGUAGAACUUACUAGAACCAAUGCCUGCUGGUUAAACUUCCUCUGUCCCCCUCCAGGGAAACAAGAUGCGUGAUGUUUUUUUGUGGUCAAUCUUGGAGGUGCCUCAGUGUGACAGUGACUCUUCUAACACUUCUUUUAAAUCCACACCAAUCACUUGGCAAUUUUCUAUUUUUAAUCUGGAGUCAAAGCAGCUGGAAGGAUUUGCAGUCGGCCUCCCUUUAGCCAACCUCUGGUCUACCAAUUUCCUGAGCUGGAGGUUGUGUAGGAUUAUUCCGUGUAAUUACCAGUGGAUGUAUUUGUGAAGUUGACUAAUCUUUGCUUGAACUAAGUCAUGCUUUCGACCUCUGCAGCUCCUUCUGACGUUCUGUUCCAUAACAGGAGUUAUUACUUUGCACAACGCAGUUACCAGUUCUAAAUGCAUCAUUACCGGAUAGUUUCAGUGGGUGCCCUGUGCAGGGGGAAGACUUCUUAUUUCUUGGUCACCUUGCAGGUAGUAGUUGGUUUGUAGUUUUUUACCAUAGUUCUGAUUACAUCUCAGGUGAGAAAAGACAAUUAAUUGAGAUAGGCAGCAGAUACAAGGAAAGCUCCUUGGAGCUUCAGCAGAGCACUGCUGUGGAAUGGAAGUUAAUCUGUUCCUGAAUCGGUGAACUAUCUGCCUUAACUCGAGCUGUGCACGCAGAUGGAAACUAAUUAUUUCAUACUUGGUAUGAUAAAUAAUUGAGUAGAAGUCAAAGUAUUAAAAUAGUUCAGACAAUGUGAUACAAAAAGUAACUUUGAGCUAUUCAAACAUGAACAACCUGAAGUAGUGGUGUUCUCUGGAGAGUUCCCAUUUUACAUCUUUCUAGUUCUUACUACCUGGAUAUUACUUGGAGCAGGUCAACCUCAAAUCUGUUUACUAAUUCCAGUUCUAAAAGGUAGUCAGUGUUUCCUUGUUUAAGUCCUUCAUUCUGCUCUGGAUGCUUCUGGAAUUGCCUCUUGUCCAGUUCCUGAGGUAAGCGACACAUGGGGAGGCAGGUUUCACAGCUGUAGCCUUUUCCAGGAAGGCUUCAGGAAGAAUUACCUUAGUUAAGUCUCAGUUCUGCUAGCCGCGGACGUGGCCUUCUGCCAGUGCAGGUAGCAUGGAUGAGGAUAACGGUAAGCCCCAGACACGUACACUUCUCCACAUGACCAUAAUGUCACUUGGCAUAAAAAUCAGCAUCUGUGUUCUAUAAACUACGGAGCUGAAUAAAUAGUAUUCUGCUUUCUAGUACGUUUGUUAAAAUCUGCAGAGGAAAAAACUAAGGGAGAAAGUGUCUGUCUCUUUACAUGAAAGUGGUUUGGUUCCAAAACAAAAGGGAUUGUAUCACAGGAUUAAAAGGCGCCCUGCUCUGGAAGAGAACAAUCUGUCUUUACCAGCAAAAAGCCCAGUAGAGAUAGCUGCACGGAAGGGCUUGGCAGUGAGGUGGGCUUGGGAGAAGAUGCUUAGAGUAGCCGGAGGGAGUGUGAGGUAGAACUGUUGAAGUAUGGAGGUUGGUUUUUUUGGAUGGGAGGAGAUGCACCUUUGUUUAACAGAGCUGUGCCCAUCCUCACUGGUGGUAUGGCGCACAGCCAUAAGGGCAAGGAAAUGUCGUGUUGUACUUUGCUCAGGAAGCUCAAGAUCAAAGAGUUCUCAUGUGUGUGUGGUAACUCGGGGAAUUUACAAGCAAGUAGUUUUUCAGCAUUUAGUGUGCUGAGGGCUAGGAACUCGGUGUAGUAUCUGUUGUACUGCACUCUGAAAAUAACUGGCUCAGUGUUCUGAAGCAAUCAUUCCAGAGUUUCGAUUUAAGCUCUUUGCAGUGGUCAACUUGGGAACCUUGGAAUUAAAUACCUGUUUCCUUGAAGUUGGGAAUGUUGGGCAUUCUGUUAGUUUAGGCACCUCUCCGGUUGAUACCAAACAACAUCCACCAAUCCACUAAAGUCUGGGGGAUGGAAGAUGCAUUUCUCCAGCUUAAAAUGUAGCUGGCAGGUACCAGCUGGAUUUUAUGAACAGUGGUGGCUCUGGUCCUUCACCUGCACAACGAACAAACUGCACAGGUAACCACUGUAGCUGGUCUCUGGGAGGUUUCAGAACUGUAGUUCUUACUACAGUUGACACAGGGAAAAGAGAAAUGGGCUGGGUGCCAGUUCUUGGGGUUUGAAAAUGUUUCGAAGUGGAUGAACAUCUGUGAUGGUUCUGAUGUGAACCAGCCGCAGGGAACUGUUGAGACGACUCAGGGAAGUGUGUGCUGCUGACAGCAAGCAAGCCAGAAGUCUCCUGUUAAUAGAGCUGACAGAUUAUGUUCUCUUGGCAUCAGUUUGCGUUUGUUCACUUAAUCUUUCGUAAGUGCGGUUCCCGUGAUAGGUGUUGAGUGGAUGUGACUGGGCACGAUACUGUAGAAGGGCCUGGAAAAAGGAAAUCAGCCCAGUCUUUGAAGAAAACGUUAAAGAAAUACCGCGUUAGGUCACUUUGUUGUUCCUCACAUAUGCUUAGUGCCUCCUUGCAACCCUACUUUUUGUCUAUGUCUGGUUGUCGGUUGCUUUUCCCAGUAUUUCCUUACAGAGCUGAAAGGAGCAGGGCUGCUUUUUGUCUUAGGAGAAAGGCAGCCUUCACCGUGGGGCCAUCCGAUGGGGUAGCCAUCGGAAACCACUGGCGUCUGGCAGAACUGGGGUGGUUCGUGGGAAGUGAUGUGAAGAGACAGUCCGUACCCUAACCACGACUUAGGAAAUCGCCCUUCCAUCAGCCAGGCAGUCAGUCCUGCACGUGAGUUCCUGGGCAACUUGUUGGUUCUUUGCUGAAGAACUUGCUUUCUGAACCUGUUCUUUAACGUCUACUCAUUUUCCUAGUAAGCGGAGCUGAAUGUAGAAUAAAUAAUGCGUAAUCCUGCUCAGGCAUUAUUUCACUAUUUACUGAAGGAUCUCUGCUCUUUUCCAGAUACCACUAGUGUUUGAUGUAGCGCGUGUUUCAGGGGGCUGGAGAAGCGGUGGAGGCCUGCGUUACGCCCAUCCUUGAAUCCAGACAUAGUCCAAGUCCUCGUAGUCAGCAAAUACAACCACCUCUGACCUGCCUAGUUCCUCCAGCUGAAACCUGUGCGUAGUAGUUUCACUCUGCUCGUAGUAGAGACCAAUCUUUUUUCUUUAGCUUCCCCCCAGCUACCAGCGCCACUGACUGUAUCACAGAUCAUACGCUAUUUAGAACUUGUUUACAACGUGUCAUCCUACCGAGUAAGAAAUUGUGAGAGAAUCUAAGUGUUCACUUUAAGAAAACACAUUAAAAAAUUCUAGUUCUCAUGGUUACAAAGAUCACAAAACACAGAAGUCUGUGUGUAUCAGGCUGAACAGAGAGAACGCAAAGAGCUUAGGUUUACCUAAAAUGUGGGAUUUUUAUUUAUUUUUAUGUACGUGCAUGCAUAUACAAGUCCCAGCUCUUAAGGUGAGUUACGAUUUCUGUUUUCUGGACAGCUGGAGACUGCAGCGUGGCUCUCGCUCAUCAGAACUUCUCUCAGGUUACUCCUCUGUGAUCUCCCCGUAUCUGGUGUUCGCACGUAAUUCCCUCUGCUCGGAGAGAGGUUAUCUCGCUGGCCAGAAGCUUUGAAGGGACAGCGCUUCCUGAAACCUCUGAUUUAGAAGACAUCACGGUCUGGGCCAGGCUAUAGUUCUCUUUGCACAGAUAAAGCCUUCUACCUGCCCUGGCAGCACAGCCUUGUCCUCCUUCCUUCCCGGGAAAUACUCCUGCAGGCUCCCUGGCUAACGUUUCCUCGCCGACGGACUCCUCAGCUGUAAAUCCAGUGAGCAGGUAACAAGGUCAGGCUUCAGAUCUCUGUUUGCUCUGGAUUAGCAGAGGGUCAGCCAACAAAGCUUUCCUCCUUCAGGUGAGAGCCGAAAAGAAUUAUUUCCUCAAAACUGGAACAACUUCUAGCUCAGGAGGGAGGUUCAACUUCUGCCAGAAACCGUCCCCCUUCGUUGCCGAGCUCGCUGCCUCUGCCUCCGUAGUCCGGCCAGAAGUUUUGGAGUCCGUUGUCACCUCUGAAGCCCACUUAGACCUGGCCACAUCAGAUCCUGAAGUACCAAAACUGAGCAUGGCUUUGGUUUAUGGCAGAGUCUUUUGUGCACCUCUGUUUGUGAAGGGCGGCUGCUCUUUUCAUGUUUGACUUCCCAGGGUCUGCUCAAACUGAAUUCUGCUGAAUUGGAGACUGUGGAUUGGUGAUUCAAAAUCAUUUAGUUAGAGGGAGUGUCUGUUUUAAACCUUAUUUUGCUUGUUUUGCCUACACGCUAUCACUAAUAAUGAUUUAUACGUCCACAAACACUGCUGUCCUCCUAUGCUGAUAUGUUCUUGGGUUAGAAAAGUGCCAGAGACCUUAAAAAAAAAAAAAAAAAUUAAAAAAUAAAACAGAAGCUUUGCAGCGUGUCCUGCAAAAAGACGGUCCUAAGCCAAAGAGGAGCUGAAUUAAUGGAGCUCGCUCAAACAAAUACAGAAAGUGCAAGUAGCAAUUAUGCAAGAGCAUAGCUUCAUGCAAAAUAAAAGUAUUUUCUCCAUUGUCCUGCUAGGUAAAUCCCCUCUGAGGAUUGCCAGGCAACCCUUGUUUUUAUUGUCCUUACAUGUGGGUGAGAAAUUACUAAGCAAAGCAGUUCUGCUUCUGGUAUAUCCAACACAACUCGGGCUGAGCUGAACAGCAGAAAACUUUGCCUUAUUAGACUGUGGUUAACAGCGUGCUGAAAUCGGGGCUUUACUUCAGGAGUCAGGCAGAAGUCAGCCUGAAGGAACCAGCUCCUGGUACGCAGGAGGUGGUUAAAAGCCGUGGCAAAGAGAGCAGUAAGAGCUGGAAAGGAGAUGACGAGAACUGGGGUGAGAAGACACGACGAGCUGGCCGGAUUCGCUUCGGAUGCAAUUCAACUCCAGCCGGUGGGAGAGAACCCUCGUACACUGGACCUGGUUGCCUUCUCCAAGCAAGGAGCUCCGGGCAACGUUUCUCUCGUACGUGCCUUCCUGUGUCUUGUAACGUGGGUGUCUGCCUCCGACUACUCGCAAGAACACGUCCUGCUCGUGGGACGGGACCUUGCUCAGCCAGGGGAAUCUGCCACCAACUCUGUGUGACCUUGGGCUGUGUGACUGGACCCUGUCCCAGUUUCCCCAUCUAUAAAAGCAGAAUAAGAGCUUUUAUUAUUUCCUCGGAAAACCUUGGAGCUUUGAAAAGCAUUAUGUAGAAUUCUGUACGUUCUGUCUUGUGCAUCUGGGCAAUAGCAGGGAUUUUCUGUGUGUGUUUUAUUUACUGAGAAAAACAUCUUCCUCUAGUGGGACUGUUCCUUCCCCUUUGAGAGCGACUCUGAAUUCCAGACCAGAGACGAGCACCCUGCGCGUUAAGUCCUGGCUGCACCCUGGCAGUGACAAAAAGCCCCUUGACUUCAGUGGGCUUUGAUCUUUUCUGUUGCACCGGUCAGCACAAAAGCUGCGGGCAGAAGAAUGCUCCAAAGGGCUCGAUGAAGAGGUGCUUCCGCUGACGGGACCCAGACUAGAGGAGGAAAUGGAAGGCAAAUAGCAGGGAAAUAGAGUUAAAAAGCGACAGCUACGGAUUUAAUCUGCUGUCAGCUGCAAUCGUGUUUGAUUGCAAAUGCAGCACCAAGCACAGCAUAAAGGGCGUAACGGGCGUCUCCGCUGUCUCAGGUCAGCGCGGUUGCGCUGGGAAUACAUCAAUCCUGCUCGCAGCCCUCCUGCGCCGCGUAAGGGGUGUCGCAGGUUUCCGUACGCACCAACGCCAGCCCGGGGGGCCGUCAGCGCUGCCGCUGGGGCCUGAACUCACGUGCGCAAAAUUCCAGCUACGCCUGGCAGCACGAGCGCUCGUGUGCGCUGACAGCAAGGGCUGAAGAGAUGACAGGCACAAAGAGGUCGACUAAGCAGUCUUAACGCCUGACAGGGAUUUUUUUUUUUUUUUUUAAAAUUCUCCAAGACCAGCUAAAUGUCAUUACCAACAGCAAAGAGAAUCGUUCUGAAAUUAACCCAGAACACAUGGGAAGGAGGGUAACUGGUUAAACCACUCGGAAAAGAGGAGAGGGUUAGUGUUUGUGAGAUGGAGAGAGAUUUCUGGAACGGAACUUUAUUUGGGAGAAAGGAGAAAACCACAGGUAUCGGUAUACAGGGCGACCUUACUGCUGGCUUGUCACCACGUCUGAUCUUUGCACAAGGAUGAGCUUUUCCCGCUCGCUUUAGAGAACGGUGGCAUCUCGUUCUGUGGAUCCGCUUUAAAUAAAGGGUGACGGAUCCGCACAUUUCAUUUUUACAUAUGGCAGAGCAAUAAUCAGACCUUUAUCUGAUCGGUUUGGUGCUCUGGAACCCCUUGAUACCCGCCACUGAUUUCUGCGCGUGAGCACUAGCAGUUUACGCGUGGCUGAACACGUAUUCCUUGCAAACCUCCGCGUGUGAAACCGGUCCCUUAGCUGGAAGGCUGAGCUGAGCGAGCGUCACCCGUGCCGUCAGGGCAAUCAGCCCCCAGGCAAAGCCGUUUCCAAACCCGCUGAACCUUGAGAGGAUGGAGGGGUCGGGGGGGCCCUUCCCGAGGGGCCCGGUGCGGUGUCACUCACAGUUGAUCCAGUUCAGUCCCGAGAGCGCUCUUCCUUGUGAAAACAAAGCCAUGGAGCCAGCGGAGGACACAACAUGGAAAUAGAGGGAUAUUCGUACUGCCUGGGAACUGUGACACCAAAGCUGGGGAAUUCCUUCUGUUCCCUGUACAGCCGAUGCGUAAAGACAGGUAUUUGAAUUUUAGUCGGACUUCUCCAAACGCUGCUGUGGAUGAGUUUGUCUCAGAACUACCCAGGAACAGCAGCUGCCUAAACAACGUACCGAACCUAGGCAGCGCGAACACACUCGCUCGCUUGCCCAAGCUGACGAAGGAAGUGGGUGUAGCCGGGAGCUGAGGAAUAAUUCUCUAAAUCCCAGCUCAGCAUCUGAACCUGGCUAGGGCCCAGGGAGGAACGGACUGACCCGACUACGCUUCACAAGUAAAAACUUUUAUCCUCCUCUGCCACCAGCACUAACAGCUGGUAAGAAGCCAAUGCGGCUUCAAAAUGAAUGUAGCUACACCAGCCUCAAAGGACAGAGAGAAUAAUAUUUAUAUGGGAAUAAGUCAGGGAGAGCGCAGUGAAAGGCAACGGCAUUUCCAACAUCCCCUUAGCAGUCCUCAGAGACCUGAUACAAAGCCUGUUCACAGCAGAAGAAAUCUUUCCAUCGUUUGCCUCGUCUAUCACUGUAACGGCGCUCCUCGGUGCCACGAGGCUGGCAAUCCCUGAAGUACGGCAUCCCCAACUCCACGCUCUCCCCUUCACGGCCGUUUCUUUCAGGCAGCCUGGGAAAGGCGUUGCACACCGCAGCUUCUCACGGUCACAGCAGGGAAAGGGCCAACACGUACAGUAUAUUCCACCGGGAAUGCGUUCAACCAACCAGUCACGCUCAUCAGCUGAGCGGUGGUAUUUGGCCAUGUGCGCGCUCUCCGCUCAUCAUAGAUGUGAUGUGAAACGCGGCAGCUUAAACGAGAAAUGUCCGUACCAACCCAUCCUAUCUCCUGUUCGUCACGAGGAAAGAAUAUAUAUUCAUGGGCGCUCGCCCCAGCGGUACGGAGCAAACCUGAAAAGCUGCAGCAAGUUGGUUUGAGCCCAGUAUGGAGACAGCGGUUCCCAGCUGAUGUCUACGGGUACCGCCGCGCGGGAGCGAGCGGGAGCGAGCGGGGCUGGGAUGAUUUUCACACAAAGGCCCAGCUGCUUGUCCGUAACUACGAAUGAGCAAGAAACUGCUUGAAAAACAAGGUGGCCAUAUCCUUUUUGGUGUGAGUCGCCCAUCAGGUAGAGCGCACUGAGUGGGUGUUGUCUCCCGACCUAUGGCUCCGUGGCCUCAAGACAAAGCAUUUCACCUCUCUUCCCCAGCAGUGAAGUCCAGCCAGCCACACUCGUCACUUCUAUUACAUAUUUUCAGACUUAUCAGGGAAAGGGGCAAUUUAUGAUGGAUAUUGCCCUCAUGGUUUGUUUGCAAAGCGCCAUCUAUGUUUAUCAUACCAUUAAAAGGCAACGUAACACACGAUUAAACACAACAUACUUUGUUUUUAAAACUUUUGCAAUGGGCAAACACUUUGUAUCUGCUAACCCUUGGCUCAGUUCCCUGCUUAAGGUUAAGAACCUGCUUAAGCAUUUGGCUCAGCGAGAGCCCGGGACUCCGGACUUGCCGAAGGAAGAGAGCAGGCUGGGCGCUGUUGUGUGUAUAGAGACUCGAUGUACCAGAAAUAAGCAUCGCAGUCAUGACUUUCUACACAAAAUAACAACAAAAACGCUGAUCGAGAAGCCACGGUCGCUGGUCAGCUUUGCUCGCAAUCAACACUUCUUUUUGUGUCUAAGGGCCUGAGAUGUGCGAAAUGACUGGAAGCACCUCGAAAUCUUCAUCUCACCCUGGGAGCGUGACGUGUGAAUAUCAAAACUCCUUUGGAGCUAUCCCGCAGUAACGGACGUUUUCAGAUGUGCGAUCCGGUACCUUAUUUGGAGCUACCGCAGUUGUUUAGAAAUAAAGAAACCAACAAAAGGGAAAUGGGGCAGACUCAUCAGAUAUUUUGGGCACUUCCACAGAACUGGAACAAAUUACCAGAUCUCUUUGUGCUCUAGUUUCCCAAGUACAAGGGGAGUGGCUAUUCUUC